AUGGCGGACAAAAAGGAUUCGGGCGCUUUCGCCUAUCCAGCGCCUGUCAGUGAUGGGGAGACGGCUAGCCGACAGUCCAUUGAAGGGGGAAAGCCGACCGACGGGCCUGCAAGGGAUCCAUUUGAGGCCCCGUUAAAACGACAACUUAAGUCAAGACAUCUUCAGAUGAUUGCUGUCGGAGGAAUCAUUGGUCCUGGUCUACUGGUUAGUUCUGGUAAUGCAUUCCAUGAUGGAGGACCUGCUGGCUCUUUGAUCAGCUUUUCUCUUGUUGGCAUCAUUGUGUUCUUCGUUAUGCAAUCACUUGGUGAAAUGGCAACAUUGAUCCCCAUAUCCGGAUCAUUUAUUGAAUAUGCUGAGCGUUUUGUCGAUGAAGCUCUCGCGUUCGGCCUUGGAUGGGCGUACUGGUGGCUAUGGGUGACAGUCCUUGCCAACGAGUACAAUUCGGUUUCUCUCGUUAUUGGAUACUGGACGGAGGCAGUUCCUCAAUGGGGUUGGAUUCUAAUCUUCUGGUUCCUGUUUCUUGUCCUUUCGAAUCUGGGCAUUUUAGCUUAUGGAGAGAUGGAAUUUUGGCUUUCAUUAAUCAAGGUUAUGGCCUUGAUUGUGUUUUUCAUUCUCGCACUUUGUAUCAGUGCAGGGGCGAUUGGGCCUCAGACCAUUGGAUUCAAAUACUGGCAUGACCCGGGCGCAUUCGCAGAUGGAAUCAAUGGUGUUGCCAAGACUUUCGUCGUGGCUGGGACAUUAUAUGCGGGCACUGAGAUGGUUGGUAUUACGGCGGGAGAGUCUGCCAAUCCGCGGACAGCAGUUCCACGUGCUAUACAACAAGUGUUUUGGCGUAUCCUGAUCUUCUAUAUUGGGACUAUCUUCUUUAUCGGAAUUCUCAUGCCGUACAAUGACAAGUCAUUGUUGAGUGGUAGUUCCAAAACCGCCAGCUCACCUUUAACAAUCGCCCUGACUGAGGCCGGUAUUUUACCCGCUGCGCAUCUCAUCAAUGCAUUGAUUGUGAUCAGUGUAAUCUCGGCUGGCAACAGCUCUCUAUACGUUGCGUCUCGCGUCCUCCUUUUCAUGUCUAGAAGCGGAAAAGCCCCCAAGUUCAUCGGUCGCGCCAAUAAAGCGGGAGUGCCAUGGGUCGGUCUGAUUUUUACAAACAUUUUCGCUUGUAUUGUUUUCUUGGGACAAUCUUCAAGUGCUGGAGCGGUGUACUCUGCUUUGAUAACGCUAUCCGGAGUGGCCACCUUCCUCGUUUGGAGCGUUAUCGGUGUCUGUCACAUUCGUUUCAGGCGUGCUCUUGUCGCUCAGGGCCAGGACCCAUCGAAAUUACCAUACAAGGCUGCUUUCUACCCGUGGGGCACCUACCUGUCUCUCGCAGCCAAUAUCUUCCUCGUGUUCUUCCAGGGAUACACGUGUUUUUUGAACCCUUUCAGCGCGAAAGACUUUGUAAUAAACUACAUUAUGCUCCCUGUGUUUGCAUUAUUCAUCAUUGUUUAUAAAUUUUGGCACAAGACGAGCUGGAUCAAGCUGGAAGACAUGGACAUUUGGACCGGAAGAAGAGAAUUCGCGGAAGAGGAAACUACUAAGCCGAGGGCUUGGUGGUCGCGCAUUAGCGAUAUUGUUGUCGGAUAA
Penicillium atrosanguineum is the source of this 1620-nucleotide messenger RNA. RefSeq names its product amino acid permease. Gene Ontology annotation, cellular component: membrane. Bases 1 to 1620 code for a protein of 539 amino acids. The record is from RefSeq and is a predicted model, not a curated record. NCBI's taxonomy places the organism in Eukaryota, Fungi, Ascomycota, Eurotiomycetes, Eurotiales, Aspergillaceae. Gene Ontology annotation, molecular function: amino acid transmembrane transporter activity. Gene Ontology annotation, biological process: amino acid transmembrane transport. The transcript is spliced from 8 exons.